AUGGCUCAGUAUAAUCAUAUAAGUAGUGAUUUUGUCACUAGAUGCUUCUAUGGCACAUAUAAAACAUCAAGUGAGAAUAAGCCCACCCGUCCCAGUCCAUCAACAAUACCAGGGGCCCAAAACGUUGAGGUUCUCUCAAUUAAUAAUAAUCCAGAAGAAAUGGUCAGGUAUAAAUCUGUUGAGGAUGAUGGGUACAGGAAGGUAUCGGCCUGCAUCCAGCUGAUGGUAGCGGAUGCCCCUGGAGUAAUCUCCAUCAGGUGGGAACGAUGGAAUAGGCUAAGAGAUGCGGAAAGCGAUGGGGUUCAAGUGACAUUCGAUAUACCCUUCGAACCUGAAUACUUGCGAAAUAGGCACUUUACCGGUCGAACGUCAAUCUUGGAUGAGAUGCAUUUGGCCAUUGCGAAAGCACACGCUUCCAGCGAUCUGGCAUUUGUGAUCCUUAUAGGAUUAGGAGGCACAGGAAAAACCCAGAUUGCGUCCGAAUAUACCUAUCUUCAUCAACAGGACUACCAAUCGAUAUUUUGGGUCAACGCGGCCACAAAGCAAUCUGCUGAGACUGGAUUCGUAGUAAUUGCGCAGCGCUUGGUACGAGAAUAUGCCAGGAUUCUCACGGGGCGCCCAACUACCUAUCUAUAG
Morchella sextelata is the source of this 636-nucleotide messenger RNA. RefSeq lists its product as uncharacterized. Lineage: Eukaryota; Fungi; Ascomycota; Pezizomycetes; Pezizales; Morchellaceae. The transcript is spliced from 3 exons. Bases 1 to 636 code for a protein of 211 amino acids. The record is from RefSeq and is a predicted model, not a curated record.